This is a messenger RNA of Branchiostoma floridae (Florida lancelet), 4457 nucleotides long. RefSeq lists its product as uncharacterized. The record is from RefSeq and is a predicted model, not a curated record. The transcript is spliced from 18 exons. Gene Ontology annotation, cellular component: membrane. Bases 63 to 4457 code for a protein of 1464 amino acids. Gene Ontology annotation, biological process: monoatomic ion transmembrane transport. Gene Ontology annotation, molecular function: transmembrane signaling receptor activity; monoatomic ion channel activity. Lineage: Eukaryota; Metazoa; Chordata; Leptocardii; Amphioxiformes; Branchiostomatidae.
GAGUUGUCUUCCCUUUCCGUCAGCCAUCAGAGUCUUAUGACGCGCAGCCCAUCGAGGUGGACAUGACCGCAGUGACGUCACAGUUUGAAGUGACAGGACUGAAACUCAGCUCCAGAGUUGCUCCACUCAAUCAGCACACAGCCUGUGUCAUGUUCGAAGCCAGCUGCACCUUCCCUGCAAACGACUGUCCGCUGAUGAAAGGCUGUAGUGACGAAAGUGACGAAUGUUACGGGUGCAAACACUUCGUGGGAACAUGCAGCUACAUGAGCGCUGCUGACCAGUGUUCCAACACGUCAUCGGGAAUGUCCACACUUGAGGUCCAAUUGAGCUUCUCCCGUCGGAGAUGGAGUCACGUGUUCCGUACCUUCGUCCCUAGUGUCGUCAUUGUGGGCUGUUCCUGGAUCUCCUUCUGGCUCCAUCCACGUGACGUCACGGCAAGGGUCCAGCUGUGUGUCACGGUCUUCCUUGCCCUCAUCACUGCGAUGGCCAACAAUCGUAUGGAGCACGGGAUUACAGCUGUCAGGGCAGAAGAUGUCUGGAUGUGCGGAGGUAUCAUCACCGUCGGUUUAGGUCUGUUGGAAACAGUUGCCGUCAACGCCAUACUCUGUGGGAAUGCAUUCACGCUUUCCUUCUUUCAGGGCCAUAGAACACGAGUUGGGCCGAACCCGGAACCAUCCACUGCUUGGGCUGAUGAUAAAGAAACAUCGUCUCCCGAAGCUGUCGCCAACAAGAUCGACUUCUUCUCCAGAAUCCUGUUCCCAAUUACAGCUAUUGAGGAAACUAACGUUGCCCUUGGUAAGGCAGCAACACAGAGUUCCACUCACUCGCCUUGGGGACCAGAGAAGGCUGUAGAUGGAUCCACUGGACUGACUUUGAGUACAAGCUUAGGUUCUUCUCUUGCAUGCACGCACACCAAUCAAGAGUAUCAGCCAUGGUGGAAGGUGGAUCUGGGAAGUAUCUACACAGUCCAGCGGGUCAUUGUCGUGAACCGGGCGGACUGCUGCGGAGAGCGACUGCAGAACUUUGCGGUGCGAGUUGGCCUGAGCGAUACAGGUCUCGAGAAUGACCAGUGCGGGGAGACCUACACGGACACUCCUACCGAUGGACAGGCCAUCGUGGUGGACUGCUACCCACCGAUGCUCGGUCGUUACGUGUCCAUACAGCUGGUGGAGCGGACAGAUGCCCUGACACUGUGCGAAGUGGAGGUCUAUGGUGCAGUGUGUCCAAUACCAGACUACGUCCAGUUUAACGGAGUCUGCUACAAGGACUUCGCCCAGGAGAAGACGAACGGUGAGGCUAGACAGAGGUGUGCCGAAGACGGAGGAGUAAUAGCCAUGCCGAAAGACAAUGCGACCAACACUUUUUUGUCAGAUCUGACGGACGGAAGGCGUUGGCUUGGUCUAACUGACACCGGCUGUGAGGGCCAGUGGGUGUUUGAAGACGGCCAAGCUAUGGAGUCAUCGGGCUUCUCUAACUGGAACCCCGAUCAACCCAACAAUUCUGACGAAGACUGCGCCGUGUUGUCGUCGGAUGGGUUCGUCUGGAUGGAUACAAGGUGUGGCUACAACAGAGGAUUCGUCUGCCGGGUUGACCAAGCUGCGGAAGAAUGGCUGAGUCGGGAUUCAUCAUGGGUUGUGGACUCAUCUGGUACACCAUACGCCAGCAACGGAGUCACAUAUGAUGCCGCAAAAACCUUGGAUGGGGACACCAGGACCUAUUGGAAUCCAUAUGAUUUGGAUUAUAACUACAACAAUUGGUACAUCGUACUGGACCUCACAGAGCCCUACACUCUUACCAGCAUCGCAGUUAACAGCUACGGUGACACUACCCAUGACAUUGCAGCCUUCACGUUGCAAAAGUCGCAGGUUGGGAGUCCGUACAACUGGGAGUAUGUCGUGUCCGUUACUGGCAUGCAGGCAGGAACGGACCAUCGCCAGGUGUUCGCCGUUUCCCAGGGAACAGCGCGGUACUGGAAGUUCGUGGUCACCCGGACCCACUCCGGCUAUCAGCCAUUCCUCAAAGAACUGAACCUCUACGGAAUCUCCUCCAACGUCUGUCCGGUACCAGACUACAUUAGUUUUAACGGAGACUGCUACAAGGACUUUGCUGAGGAGAAGACAUACAACGAGGCUAAAAAAACGUGUGCCGAAGAUGGGGGAGUGUUAGCCAUGCCGAAAGACAACGCGACCAACACUUUUAUCUCAAAUCUGAGAAACGAGGACGGGUUCCGUUGGCUUGGGCUGACAGAUGCCAACAAUGAAGGCCAGUGGGUGUUUGAGGACGGCCAAAUCCUGGAGUCAUCUGGCUAUUCUAACUGGUACCCCGGUCAACCUGACAACAUUGGCGAAGACUGUGUCGAACUUCUGGAAGAGUCGUUGUGGAAUGACAAGAGGUGCACCGCCUCCAGGGGAUUCGUCUGUCAAGCCGUACAGUGCCCACUGCUGACAGCACCUGUAAACGGUUCGCUGACAGGGUCCAACUCCUACCGGAACACUGUCCUGUUCACCUGUGACCCUGGUUACCAGCUUGUAGGUGGGAACAGGCGGACAUGCCGGGCAGACGGCACGUGGAAUGACAGCAACCCCACCUGUAUAGCUUGCCUGAACCCCCUUGGUAUGGAAUCUGGAGCCAUCCCUGACGACAGCAUCACGGCGUCGUCUACCUGGAAUUCCGACCACCUGCCUCGCGAUGGCCGCUUAAAUAGGGUUCAGGGGCAUGGUGCAUGGUCAGCGGGCAACAACUCAAUAGGGCAGUGGUUGCAGGUGGAUUUAGGAGAGAUGAUACUCGUCUCGGGAACCAUCAUUCAAGGUCGCGUUUAUUCAGUGAGUGGGCAAUGGGUAACCUCCUACAAACUACACUACAGUGCAGAUGGAAUCAGUUGGACGGCCUAUGCGAACAGUGAUGGCUCAGACAAGGUCUUUGCGGGAAACACUGACAGGAACACCCCUGUCACCAACCUUCUGGACCACCCCGUUGCGACCCGCUAUGUACGCGUCGUGGUUCAGUCCUGGUAUACCCACAUCAGCAUGAGACUUGAGGUUCUAGGCUGCUACGGUGCUGACCUCGUAGGUAUGUGGCCAUUAAACGCACUGUAUGGCUCAUCAGACGUAACAGGAAACGGAAAUGACGGGGUAGCUACAGGAGUCCAGUUAACCCCAGGUCCUUUUGGCGACAGCGAAGGUGCUUUCCUGUUUUCCGGGGCUACAACUUCCUACUUGAAAAUCCCCAACAAUGGCAGGUUGGACGUGCGAUUCUCAUUCACCAUACUGGGCCACAUUUUCCCCACCGGUGGGGAUGGACCUAUCUUCGACUACGUCGGAAGCGAUAACACCUGGGCAGUUCACCUGUGGCAAUUAUCUUCAGCGCCCCUGUUUAUGCGCGUCGCGGGAAGAGAUGGCUCCCUUUCAUCAGCGGUAUCAGCGGACGUGCUGCAACAGAACACGUGGAGUUACGUGGGCGGGACGUACGACAGCUUUACAGGUGUGGAAUCAAUUUGGAACGACGGUGAACUGGUCGGUGAAACACACAUUGGAGUUGCCGAAGUCGCAAGUCAGUACCCUGUCCGGGUGGCGGUAAGGGACGGAGAUGAUCGGUACUUCGCGGGCCGUAUCGCCUGUCUGCAGCUGUACAACUACGCCAUGACCAAGGAACAGAUCGCUGCAGCACGGGAUAAGUGCAGAGAGUGCCCCAACACAGGCUAUGUUUACUUUAACGGAAUUUGCUACAAGAGCUUUACAGAACGAAAAACGCGCGACGAGGCUCGCCAAGCUUGUGCGGUAGACGGAGGGAUUUUAGCCAUGCCGAAGGACAGCGAGACCAACGCUUUUCUCGCCAGUCUACCUGAGGUAACAGGAGGCCGCUGGCUUGGGCUGACUGACCCCAACGGAGACGGCCAGUGGGUGUAUGAUGAUGGGCAAAACCUGACGUCAUCAGACUACUCCAACUGGCAACCCGACGACAGGGACAACGGUUCCGGCUGUGUUGCAUUUUGGGCGAGAGAGUCUGUGUGGGAUCCAAGAGCCUGCAACUACUGCAGGGGAUUCAUCUGUCAGCUACCCAAAGGCUACGUCAGUUUUAACGGACGUUGCUACAAGGACUUCCCCGAGCAAAAGACAUACAACGAGGCCAGACAGGCGUGUGCCGAAGAUGGGGGACUGUUAGCCAUGCCGAAAGAGAGUGCGACCAACACUUUUAUCUCAGGUCUGAGAAACGGAGACCAGUACCGCUGGCUGGGGUUGACAGAUGCCAGCAGUGAAGGCCAGUGGGUGUUUGAGGACGGUCAAACCCUGGAGCCAUCUGAUUAUUCUAACUGGCGCCCAGGUGAACCCAACAACGUUUCCCCAGGUGAAGAUUGUGUCCUAUUGUGGGAUGCUGAUGCCAUGUGGAAUGAUGCGAGUUGCAGUGCCACUGCUGGAUUCAUCUGUCAGAUAGGUAUGCCUUGCAGUCAUCCCGAGUAG